AUGGAUACGAAAUCAUCUCCUCUCAGAGGCAACCAAGUCCAAAAGCCAUCGUCCCAGCAUGUGUUAUCACAUUCACGAUCUGGACUUCGGUUAUCUAAGCAUCACCGUGACCGAGCUGUGUCUGAUGCCAAGGAAAAAGAACUCCCCCUCGUGGAACGCACCAAUGCUAUGAGCGUACAAGACUUUGUCUCUCGUUAUAUCGAUCCAUCGCAACUACAAUUAAAUAUAGCCACUAAACUAGAAGACGAUUCUUCAACCACAACAACCACAACUGCCCCAAUCCAAAUAUAUUCAGCAUCCACCAUCCCAUCACUAGAUUUCGAGGGCUGUUUCUCCCUGAUCGAAACUACCUCAGCAGAAAACUACAAGGCCUCGUCAAUGGGCUGGUCACCAUCCAAGAAACGGAAGGAAAUGCGUCUGCCAGAUAUGCGAUUCAUGGUUCUUAGAGGACCACCACAGGCAUCACCGAUACCUCAACGAAAUAGCAGUAAUAACAACAAUAAUAAGCGCACCACCCGCAACAGCUCUGGUACUAGCACCCCUGGCGAAAGUGAGGUUUCGUCCACAUCUGAAUCGGGACCUGAAACUGCUCCCACCGCAGCUGCGACAACAACAACGACAUCCCCACACUCCGAGGUCCUGGGUUUUCUAUCAUUCAUGACCACUUACGAAGACGGCAAGAAGGUACUGUACUGCUACGAAAUCCAUAUUCAUCCUUCCCUCCAGGGUCAAGGAAUCGGUCGCCACCUUAUGUCUCUAUUCGAGGAGACAGGACGACGGAUCGGGUUGGAAAAGGGCAUGUUGACUGUCUUCAGGGCUAAUAGUCCCGCGGUGGGGUUCUAUUCCCGGUUGGGAUAUACAGUUGAUGAGUAUUCACCUGGACCCAGAAAGCUAAGGAAUGGUACGGUCAAGGAGCCGGAUUAUUUGAUAUUGUCCAAAGCGUUUUGA
Messenger RNA from Talaromyces stipitatus ATCC 10500, 948 nucleotides. RefSeq names its product GNAT family acetyltransferase Nat4, putative. Lineage: Eukaryota; Fungi; Ascomycota; Eurotiomycetes; Eurotiales; Trichocomaceae. Gene Ontology annotation, cellular component: nucleus. Bases 1 to 948 code for a protein of 315 amino acids. The transcript is spliced from 2 exons. Gene Ontology annotation, molecular function: protein N-terminal-serine acetyltransferase activity; histone H2A acetyltransferase activity; histone H4 acetyltransferase activity. The record is from RefSeq and is a predicted model, not a curated record.